This is a messenger RNA of Rhagoletis pomonella (apple maggot), 2710 nucleotides long. It is a transcript of the gene nrv2, whose product is annotated as sodium/potassium-transporting ATPase subunit beta-2. Lineage: Eukaryota; Metazoa; Arthropoda; Insecta; Diptera; Tephritidae. Gene Ontology annotation, biological process: potassium ion import across plasma membrane; sodium ion export across plasma membrane; intracellular potassium ion homeostasis. Gene Ontology annotation, molecular function: ATPase activator activity. The transcript has 8 exons. The coding region runs from base 847 to 1812 and encodes 321 amino acids. The record is from RefSeq and is a predicted model, not a curated record. Gene Ontology annotation, cellular component: sodium:potassium-exchanging ATPase complex.
AAAAUAAAAAUGGUGUUAAUUUAACAAUUGUGUGUGCAGCAAAAAUUUGCAAACGAAAUUAUUUAAAGUCAGCAAAAUGCUGUGCUAGAAAAAAGUGUGUACAAAUAUAUGCAUGUAUAUGACACACACAUAUGUACAUAUGUACAUCUAUACUUUGUACGUCUUCAAGCAAUUUCACAGCCAAGCCUGUGUUUUUGAUUUAGCUAAGAAAGCUCUCCUCGCUUAACUCUCUUCUAAAUACGUGCAUACAUACGUACGUACGUACUCCCAAAACCACGUUUGUGCAUUCGUAUGUACGUGAAUUAAAACUUUAAAGAAAAAAGGUGUGGUUGUGUCGUCGCCGUUUUGGUGUGCUCUCUGCUUCAAGCCAUUGGAAAACUUCACUUGAAUUGGCUGGGGACUAUUUCGUCUUGUGUAUUUCUGCUGGCGUUGCUAAGUAUUUGGCAGCUAGAGUCUUGGGCUUCAAAUUUGACUAUAUUGAGCGGGAGUGGAAAAAACAAUGUCUUAAAGCAUUAUUGGCUGCUUGCAGUUAGCUUCCUAGAGUGAGUGACCCUCAUCGGUUGACAACACACGCGCGCCAUCGCGGAAACAUUACGAAUACAUACUUUGUUGCCAGCUAAUGAGCAGCAGCAAACUUGCAUAAGUGUACAGAUACAUAUGUAAAUAAAUGCAACUUUGAUAAAAAAAAAGCUCAAAAGCAAAAUAUUUAAAAAUUUGUGUAACAUUGUAAAAGUUCUGUGUGUAAAAGGUGUUAAAUUAUAAAAGAAAAUAACGAGCUUCAAGCUCGCCAUUGUCAUAAUAUAAGCCCACACUCAAAACCAAAUAUAAAUACUACAAAACACAAAAAUGUCCAAGCCAAAGCCCAUGGAGAUGUCCAAUAUGGAUGUGGAUUUCCACGAGCGCAAAGCAGAGCCCUUUCGGUUGGGCAGAUUCCUGUACAACUCCGAAGAGGGUACUGUGAUGGGACGUGAUCGCACUUCGUGGGCAAAGAUCGGCAUAUUCUACACAGUCUUCUAUGGCGUGUUGGCCGCACUAGUGGCCAUUUGUAUGUGGGUCUUCUUUCAAACGCUUGAUCCGCGCAUACCCAAAUGGACCUUGGAUAGUUCCAUAAUCGGCACAAAUCCAGGUCUUGGAUUCCGCCCUUUACCGCCAGCGGACAAUGUGGAAAGUACACUGAUUUGGUACAAAGGCACGCAGCACGAGAACUACAAGCACUGGACCGAUUCGUUGGAUGAUUUCUUGGCAGUCUACAAAGUGCCUGGCUUAACACCUGGCCGCGGUCAGAACAUCUACAACUGUGACUACAAUCAACCGCCACCAAAGGGACAAGUUUGCGAUGUGGACAUUAAAACGUGGGAGCCUUGCACUAAGGAGAAUAACUACAGUUAUCACAAGAGUUCACCAUGUGUAUUCUUGAAAUUGAAUAAAAUUUAUGGCUGGAUACCUGAAUUCUAUAAUGAUUCAAAGGAUUUGCCGGUUAAUAUGCCAACGAGCUUGAAAACUUACAUCGCUGAAAUUGAAACAUCGCAAAGUCACAAGUUGAACACCAUUUGGGUCUCAUGCCAGGGCGAGAACCCCGCAGAUGAAGAGAAUAUUGGUCCAGUCAACUACUUGCCAAUUCGUGGCUUCCCCGGAUAUUUUUAUCCCUAUCAGAACUCAGAGGGUUACCUCAGUCCGCUCGUGGCUGUGCACUUCGAGCGACCGAAGCGCGGCAUCAUCAUCAAUGUCGAAUGCAAGGCAUGGGCACGCAACAUCAUCCACGAUCGCAAGGAGAAACUAGGUUCCGUACAUUUUGAGUUGCUGAUCGAUUAACAGAGUGUGGGCAAGAUUUUUAAUAUUUACAACGUUUAAAAACCACCAACGCGUUCGCGAACGAUGGUCACAUACUACGAAGGCGCACAUAAAUACACACCACACAAAGCGCAAGUGCGAGUAGCAUAGAUUUUCAGCAUUAUUGUAAAACAUAAAAAUUUAUACAUAAACACAUACAUAAGUAUAACUAUUAAAAAUUAAGGAGCUAUGCAGUCGAACGAUUACUCUCUAUUAUAUACAUAUAAAAAAAUAUGAAAAAAAAAAACAUAAAACACACACAUGCAUACCGAAAUUUGUAAGAUAAUUAAUGGGUUCUAUGUAUAUUUAUGAAAAUUGCUGCUGUAUAUUUUUUUAAUUUAAUUUAUCAACUUUAUUGCUGUUAGUUUAUGUGUUUUCUGUUUGUUUAUCUUUUAAGUUGAUUAUGUCAUUACAUAUGUGUAAGAAAAAGAAAAAAAAAAGAGGAAAACAAAUUAUAGUACAUAACCAAUGCGUUAUACCAAAUGAUUGCAUGUAAUUUUUUAGUCUACUUUGAACAACUUUGUCCCUAUAUCCAGUACAUACACUAUAUGCCACAUAUGGGAGAAGUAUGUAGAUACAUACAUACAUGAAAUAAUUUACAAUCUUUCGACAAUCCUAACUUCUUCUAGACAAAUCGUGAAACUUUAAAUGAAGUACAUACAUAUAGUUACAUAAUUAUAAGUAAAAUCACAAUCUUGGUUGUAUAAACAUAGCGGGCAUUUUAAAUAUACAUGCGUACAUAUAUAAACGGACACUAAAUAGUAUGUGUAGUCUCCUCUAAAAAUCUAAAGUAUGUAGCUCCAUCCUCGGUAACACAACCAAAGUAGAUAUAAAUAAAUAAAUGUAUGUAAAACAUGGUUACAUACAUAUAAUAGACAAA